UGCGCAAUACGCUUAAAGACCGUUUGCAACGAUUAUCCAGAAGAACUUUCAGACGUAUGAUAAGGUGGUCAGUGGAUGCACGUAGAGAGUGUAACCACAAUGCAAAGCGCAGAACAAACGCCCUGGAAAUUGGAAUCAUAUAAAGCAGAAUAUCAGCAAAAAAUUCACGAAUUCAGGCUUAUUCAGCAAGUAUUUUGAACAGCAUAAGCUGAAAAUAAUUUAUCAGUUAAUUGGCACAAGUACAGUAGCACUGAAAGACAGUAUAUUUUGAGGAAAGGAUCUAGAAUUGUUAUAUAAAAGGAAUAUGGACUCAAAAAUUCCUUUACCCAACAACCUAAAGAAUCAAUGUCUUCAUACACUUCAUGAUUAUGGAGAAACGAUCGCCAGUCUUGUCUCAAAGAAUGGUAAAGAAGAGAGAGUACAACUUGCACUUCACCGUUUGAUAAAAGUGUUUGAGCUCUGGGAUUUACCCAGAUGCAUCCAGCGAGAUAAUAAUACCGAAUGGAUGAUCCGUAUACAAGAUUUCCAGACACCGGAUUACAUCACAAUAAACCUUUGUCUUCAAUCAUCAGAAGAAUUCAACAGAUUUAUUGCAUUUCUUCGACAUCUAAUCCUUAACUGGUCUCAAGAUAUUAAAGUACAAAAACUGUACGAAGGUGACUUGAGUUUUAUAGUCACACAUCCAGCUCCGGUCCGCCUGUAUUUUUUUCCCAAAGAUGACACAAAUUUGGAAGAACAGUCAAGAUUUUCCACCUCUAAGUCGUCUUGUGUUGUUUCAGUAUGGAAGGUGGUCGAACAUCUGGCCAGAGACUUUGGGUUGUUCGCACUAAAUGAGGCGGAAAAGAUUUCAAAUGAUAAAAAAGAAAGUGAAAGUAAAGAUAUCGCAAGUAGCCAUACUCGUGAUCCAUAUGCUGAGUUUCAGAAUAAUGAAUUGAUAUCAACUGCUGAAUAUCUUCGCCGCAACUUGUCGUCUGAUGAACUUCUGCAGCAACUCAAAAAAGCUUAUGUUUCAGCAGUAAACACAAGCAAGAAUUUAUCAUCUCAAAUUCAAGGUCACUCGGUUACUCAACAAUCUCAGACGUCAUUCGCGGAAGUUGAACAUUUAAGGGCGGAAAACCGAAACCUAAAGUCGAAAAUCGCGACCUUGUGUCAAGAAUUCGAAGCGCAAAGAACAACUUUACAGCUGAGAAUUGACGAGUUGGUCGACGAGAAUAAUAGAAUAGCGGCAAUAAUUUCCGAGAAAGACGCUGAGUUACAGGAAACAUUCUUAGAACUUGGCCGUGUGAGUGUUGAUUUGACAAGAGUUCAGAAUGAAAGGAAAAGAAAUAAACUAUUCAAUCAAACCUACAAGUCACAUUCUGCAUCGACACAGACAGCAGAUGCGUCACAAUCAUCAGAAGCAACUUCACCAGCAAGGAAUGAUGAAACUUCAGAUGAACGCGACAGAGUUCAUGAGCAAGAGUCAUUUAGCAAAGCAGCAAGUUUAGAAUCGAUAUUACAAAGCGGUGUCGAAGGCAACAUUGAUAACAAAUAUAAACUCGCGUUGUUAAAGCUAAGCGAGCAGUUAAAAAGAUUGGCGGAAACGAAAUUUCAAAUCGACAGUUCAGGAGAUGUGCACUCAAUCUUCCUGGCAUUAGAUCGUAAGAAAGUCAUCAGCACCACUGAACUUAGUCGACUGAAAGCAUUCUUCGAGUCGAUCUUGCGAUAUGAUUUCGUCUGUCUUAUUGAGAGCUAUCUUAAAGGAGAUUACAAAGAGCUGAAUAAUUUCAACCAGUCAAGAUCAACGCAUCGAGGUUCGUCCUCUCAAAGAUUAAGACAUUUUCCACCACCUCAGUUCUCGUCAGAUUUACUAUCACUACGAACGGCUGCCACGGGGAGCUCACAAGAUCCUGCAAAGCAGUCACGGUUGUCGGAUCUUGGUGUGAAAUCUCAAGAAGCGACCACGUCCAACUCGAUGAAUGCAGAUACGGCAAGUUCACGACGGUCCACGCAGCGAUCCGAAGCUCGCGAUCGUUCAGAUUCGCCAAACCAUCGUCCUUUGUUGUACAAGCCACCCAGGCCAAUCCAAUCUGACCGUGAUCAAGGAGCUACAACACGCGGUGUGCUCGCCACGAACAGUGGAAGAAGACUGGAAAAUGAAGUUCAAGCCAGCGAUUCAACGGUACGCGCCGACAGGACGAAUACGUCACGUAAUACAAACUCUGGCAGCAAUGGACUGAAGCUAUCGAAGUUUCAACGUCCAAAUUCUUCAGGAAGUACGAGUACGGAGAGUCACGGACCUGAAGAUGAUAGUCAAUGGCUAUGCAGACAUUACAAACGACGAUGCUACGUCCAGUUUGAAUGCUGCAACAAGUUUUGGCCGUGCCAUCGUUGCCAUAACAAGCAGAGCGCGUGUGGCAGGAGGAAGCUGAAGUCACGUGAUACGAAGCGGAUCAAAUGUGCUUCUUGCAACUGCGAACAAGAGUUCGCUCACUAUUGCUCGGAUUGUAACACGAAGUUUGCAAGAUAUUUCUGUGCGUUAUGCAAACAUCUGACUGGGACAGAUGAUAAUCCUUAUCACUGUGAAAAGUGUGGUAUUUGCAGAAUCCACGGUGAUGGUUCAUAUCAUUGUGAUAUCUGUGGUGUGUGUGUUUAUUUCCAACUCCGUGGAAAUCACAUAUGUCGUGAAGGAUCUGCUCACGAUGAAUGUUGCAUAUGUUUGGAGGAUACUUUCACAGGAUUUCAAAUCUUACCAUGUUCUCAUAAAGUACACAGGAAAUGCGCAGCUCAGAUGAGUAAAAGUGGAAUAACACGAUGCCCAAUAUGUCGGGAAAGUUUUGCACAUAAACUUGAAAGAAGACCAGCACCAUCAAAGAACCCACCGUAGAAACCAAACUAUAAGAAGCCUGUAUACUUUGGCCGACAUAAAGGGAAAUAGCACACUAGGACAAUACAUAUUUAGAUUGAUGUUUAUGUUAAGGUUGGGUUUGUAAUUUGUGCGCAAUAUGUAUUCAUACUUCUUUGCCGUCGAUAUACACAAUAUA
Molecule: messenger RNA, 3023 nt
Organism: Dendronephthya gigantea
Lineage: Eukaryota; Metazoa; Cnidaria; Anthozoa; Malacalcyonacea; Nephtheidae
Exons: 9
Coding region: 305-2866 (853 amino acids)
Biological process (GO): protein ubiquitination; regulation of apoptotic process; ubiquitin-dependent protein catabolic process
Cellular component (GO): nucleus
Molecular function (GO): zinc ion binding; protein binding; ubiquitin protein ligase activity
Source: RefSeq, a predicted model, not a curated record